UAUUUACUUAUCAUUGUUGAAGAAAAGUUUAACAAAUUUUUAUAAAUUUCUCAGAAACGAUUUAUAGAUUUCGUUUCUAAGAAUAUAAUAAAUAUACCUUGAGUGUUAUUAUACUUUCACUGAAUCGGUGUGUUUUUUCUUACUUUCAACAUGAAUAUUACAUUACAGGCAUGUAUUUUGGCGGUUAUUGGAGUUAUCUGGACAGUAUCACCACAAGUAUUAAAACAACCUAUUUCUGAAGAAGCUCUUCAAGCAGUAUUAAAUGAUCAACGUUACUUGAUGAGACAACUUAAGUGUGCCUUAGGAGAAGCUAAUUGUGAUCCAGUUGGACGAAGAUUAAAAAGUUUGGCACCAUUAGUUUUACGAGGAUCCUGUCCACAAUGUUCACCGUCCGAAACUAAACAAAUUAAGAAAGUAUUAGCCCAUGUACAAAGGAAUUAUCCAAAAGAAUGGAAUAAAGUCGUGCAACAGUAUGCGGGAUAAAAAUUAAAAAAAAUAUGUAAUGUUUGUAUUUAUUGUAUAGGGCAGA
This is a messenger RNA of Chrysoperla carnea, 529 nucleotides long. RefSeq names its product ejaculatory bulb-specific protein 3-like. The transcript has 3 exons. Bases 151 to 483 code for a protein of 110 amino acids. NCBI's taxonomy places the organism in Eukaryota, Metazoa, Arthropoda, Insecta, Neuroptera, Chrysopidae. The record is from RefSeq and is a predicted model, not a curated record.